Molecule: messenger RNA, 1089 nt
Organism: Lachancea nothofagi CBS 11611
Lineage: Eukaryota; Fungi; Ascomycota; Saccharomycetes; Saccharomycetales; Saccharomycetaceae
Source: the annotation of a GenBank genome assembly
AUGGACGAAAAAGUACUUGUUACCGGGGCCUCCGGAUACAUUGCUAUGCAUGUCAUCAAUAUCUUGCAGUCGGAGCGGUACCAUGUUAUAGCUACAACAGACACUCAGGAAAAAGCCAACAGAAUUAGCUCUGCUUUCGAACACUACUACCCAUAUGCAGUGCUCGAUGUCGUUAUUAUCAAAGACGUCACCAGCCAAACUGCUUUUGGAGAGGUUUUUGAGAAGCAUCAAGAUAUUCAGCAUGUAAUUCAUACGUCGCCUGCCGCACCUGUGGGCGAAGAGCGACACACUGUUGAAGCGGAGUAUUUGAUCCCGGCAACUGAGGGAACCAAAAAUGUCCUAGAGUCCAUUCGGGUUCAUGGGCAUAAUGUGAAGACAGUCGUUGUAACCUCGUCCUUUUCUGCGCUGAUGGAUCUGGACAACGCUGCUGAUCCCGGUUGUGUAAUUUCGGAGAAAUCUUGGAACCCCAUAACUUGGGAAGAGGCCCAUAACAUCGAAAGCAAAGCGUAUGCGGCGUCCAAGAAGAUCGCGGAACAACUUGUGUGGAAAUUCUAUGAGGACAACAAGGACAGUAUCAAAUUCACGUUGACUACUGUGAAUCCUCCUUACGUUUUUGGACCCCACGUAUUUGAAUGGGGGCUGGAACUAGGCGCAUGGAAUACCACUGCCAAAUUCAUAGACCGAGCGUUGAAUUUGUCUCCCAGUGACCAAGGACCUUUUAUCAAGCCUCGUGGGAUCUGCUGUGACGUGAGAGACGCUGCUCUGUUGCACGUUUUGCCGCUUCGGAAUCCCAAUCUGGCUGGUCACAGACUGUUCCCGGUGAAUGGUACUGGUAUUAAGCAACAUAGCUAUGAGGACGGGAAAUUCAAUCUACAAAGAGUCAUUGACAUUUUGAAUGCGACGUUCCCCGAGUUAGAGGGCAAGCUCCCAGCAGGCCCACAAACGGAGAAUCAACAAAAUUUGGAUCAGUUGACCCGCUACAACAACGAUGAGACGUGUAGGCUGACCGAAAUGGAAUUCAAAUCUUUUGCUACUACUCUUCGAGACGCAACGAUUCAGAUAAUGAAGGUUAAAUCAAGACAAACAUGA